ACAGAUUGCUACUGCGCUUGCGCAAACCGCCGCCAUUUUCUCCCGAGGGACGACGGCAGAUAUUGAUAUGUACAAGUUGUAUUAAACGAUUAAAAAAAUCUCUUGAUUAUGCCAUAGAUAGAAGCAGUGAUGGCAACUUGAAACUUAAACUUCAAAACGUGCUCAGAACCGAUGGACCACUGCCCCGGAAGCGCUCUCUCUUGACCUAUCCGGGACUUGCCGUUCUCUUGCGUUCCCUUCUCCGAACCAAAUGAGCUCCUUCAAAGUAUUCUCAUUGGAUGUCACAGUGGAAGAUCUUCACCCGGGGAAGCACGAUACCCCCCAUGUUAAACUGAAGAAGUCGGAUAUGACGAACAUCAAACAGGAGGCGGAGCCAGAGACCCCCAGCAUUAAAGAAGAAAAACAGGAAGAGGAAAUCUCCAAGUUUCCACUGACUGUCGGUGUAAAAAGUGAAGAAGAUGAAGGUCCAAGCAAAGAGAGCAGAGCAACAAAACUAGCGAGAAGUAGCUUUUUUCAACACCUAAGAACAGAAGGUGAGGGACGAUCGCAACCGGACGACCUCUUAGCGCCAUUCUCGGACAGCGACGAUGUAACAUCACACUCUUCUGACUAUAACACCGAUAAGGAGGAUGUUGACUUUGAGCAAAACGCUUGGAAAUCCUUAAACAAUUCAUCACUGAAAAGUGACAAAAAAGAAUGCCUGGGUGAGAAACCUUUUUCCUGCUCACAUUGUGAUAAAACAUUCACUGCCAAGGAAUAUUUAAUACUACACACGCAUACACACACUAGAAGAAAGCCUUUUGUCUGCGCAUUUUGUGGUGAAAGAUUCACUCAUAAAGGAAGUUUGAAUGUACACAAAAGAUUACACACCGGAGAGAAGCCUUUCGUCUGCUCUCUCUGCGAUAAAAGAUUUUCUAGGAAGCAUUCGUUAACACAACACACGAGGACACACACUGGAGAGAAGCCUUUUGUCUGCGCAUUUUGUGGUAAAAGAUUUUGUUCGAAGCCAGAGUUGACAAGACACACGAUGACGCACACGGGAGAAAAGCCUUUUGUCUGCUCUGUUUGCGAUAAAAGAUUUUGUUCCAAGCAAGAGUUGACAAAACACACGAGGACACACACUGGAGAAAAGCCUUUCGUCUGCUCUCUUUGUAAUAAAACAUUUUGUUCGAAGGAAAACUUAACAAGACACACGAGGACACACACAGGGGAAAAGCCUUUUGUCUGCACAUUUUGUGGGAAAAUAUUCACCCAGAAGGGACAUUUAAAUGCACACACGAGGACACACAUUGGAGAGAAGUCUUUUGUCUGCUCUGUUUGUGACAGAAGAAUUUCUUCGAAGCCAGCGUUGGCAAGACACAUGCAAACACACCAGGUAAAAGGUUCACCCGGAAACGAGAAUUAAACAAUUGUGCAGGAAACACACACCAAGGACAUACCUAUCACUAGCACCGUGUGCUGUAAAAACCUUUAAAAAAAUUUUUUUUAAAUAAAAUAUUUAAAAAAAAAUAAGUGUUAGCAUGAGUUAUAAUAAUUUGAUAUUCAAACCCAUCCCUCCUAAUGUUUUCGUUUUUAUAGAAUUUGAAAAAUGAGUUUUGUAGGUCGCCAUUGUUGUUGACGAUGUCAUGCACUCUAGGCAGUGAGUCACUGGGCGACGCUGCUCUACUUCCAAAGUGUCACUCGUUGGGUCCAAAAACAUGUCGUCGGUUCUGCCCUUCCAAUUUGAACCAGAGCGGAAAAGUGUUGACAGCAUUGUCAAUAUUUCACAAAACCAGCAGCAAAAGCAAUUCAAUGAAAGUCCCCAGGAUUCAAACCGCGUUACCCGUGCGACAGACGAUCGCAUAGACCACAGGACUAUACUUCCGCGUGACGUUAGUCAUGAUGUUCCCCUUAUUAAGCAAUCACAACCCACAUGUGUUGUCUGUCUGUGCGGUAAAACCUGAAAGGGAAAUUCGACUGAAAAGAAAGUGUGGCUGGCUUGAUGAGAGAAUUACCGUAAUUUCCCGAAUAUAACGCCCCCCCCCCAAAAAAAAAAAAUCAACCUGUAAAAUUAUGGUGCACAUUAUACAUGGAUACAGGGAUGGAGACAGAAAUAUAUAUAUAUUAUAUAUAUUUAAAAACCGUUUUGUUUUUAAUUGACACGGCCAUGUUGUGUUGAAGAUACGUAUGCGGCGAUCCGUUGCCGACCAUUACGGUACGUGACGUCACCAUUUUGUUCCGGUAAUACUUCACUCUGAUCGGUCGAAUGAUUUCGUCUGUGUUAAAUUCUGCUUUUUUCACUCUCCAUAAAGCACAGAAUUUAGUUUCUUGAACUCAUUUGAGUCAACGUUUAUUGCAGCUAGUGUUGUAUCGGUCGCGAACGAUUCGUUCUUUUUGAACGAAUUGUUUUGGUGAACGAGACCGAACUAAUCGCCAUCUGCACUGAUUCGUUCUAUGAAGGUGGUGCUUGUUCGCUGCGUGGGAGGGCGUUGAGCAAGCGGCAGCGUCUUCUGACAUCGCACACGACCAAUCAGACGCCAGCCUCAUCGCGGGCAGGGGAGGGAGCGGAAACAGAAUCAGGGCGUCUGUCACUCACGUCCACGUGUGGCCAAUAAGCAGCCAGCGUGCAGGCAGGGGGGCAAGACUGAGUUUUGUCACUUCCUGUUCAGUGACUCGGUCCUCCGGUUCCUGACCUAGCUUGCUGCUAACUUGAUUUUCCAGUAAUGGCUAUGCGGUGAACGAAUCAGAAAAUGAAAGGAAAUGACUUUGUCACAUAUUUGUUAACGUGGAGCCUAUCAAAUGCUGCUCAAACAGACAAAAACACCACACAAAUCUAGCGAGCAUGGUUUAGAGUAGUACUUUUCUCAACAAACUCGUGACUGCCUAUGACGACAUACUAUCAAAUUUACAGUAAUUUAAAACACGGGUAGCUACGAGGCAAGCAAAAGCUGAGCUGCGGUCGCGUGACGGCAGUGAAGCGGGCAGAGAACUGUCACUAUAUGGAGGCUUCAUGGCAGCGAUAUUUACCUCGUGCACAGAAAACAUAUUUAGUAUGAUCACCAUAAUACUGAUUUGCAAUGAAACUAUAUAUACAUGUCAAUUUUUUCCCGAGUGUUUUAUUUUUUUUUUAUCGUGUCAGCGUGUCGGGUGUUGGUUGGUUUGACAAAUUAUGUCAAUCCGUCCAUCAUGUGCUACUCAAGCGCCCAAAAACAACGCACGAGGACACGGGAGAUGUCACAAUAUGUCUACAUUUUUCUUAACAGACCAAUGAGAGUAGAAAGGCGACAUCGUAAAGAGCUAACAAUUAUUUCUCGUCAGCAUUUGACGAUCUGAGAUGCGGGGACGACAGGGGAGCUGACCGGAUUAUUUUAUUUAUUAAUACCAGUGCAAAAAUUCAACACGAUCAUCUUGAUACUAAAAAACAAAAAUACAACAGAGCGAGAUGUAAAUAUGAUGUGUUGGUCGUUCCAUAUUUAGAAAUUAAACUUUCGAUGUAUUUUUAUUUUCGUGACAGCAAGCAUGCUGCGUUGCAUUGUAUAUGUGAUCAAGAACCUGCUAAAGAAAGUCCGUGCGCCCCCGCCCCCUACUCCCCUCACAAAAGGAAAAUGUUUAACCGUGUCCUAAAUCGAAAUGCAAGCACGAGCCAUGACUUUGAGCCCAUAGAACUAGGACAGACGACGCGGAAGUUCUCCCUCGCUUUUGCAGCAGCAGGAGGGAGACGAGGCUGUCUGUGAAAGCAGAAUGAUACCGCCUGUCACUCAUUUCUGAAACUACGACGAGUGGUCAAUGUGGAAGAGAGGGAGGGACCAAGCAAUAUCACUUCCCGUUCAGUUAUACUGCGAAGCGGUCUUUGGUGAUUCGUUCGGCAACGUCACUUCCCGUUCAGUAACCGAACGAUUCGUUUGGGCGGGGAGGGAGAUGAGGGGGGCGAACGAUUCGUUGAACGAUUUGUUUGAACGAAUCUUUUUACUGAACGAACCGGAAUGGAUUCGUUUACUCAAGUGAACGACAGAUCCCGUCACUAAUUGCAGCUCCGCAACUCGGACCUUAACAAACGUAACACAACACAGACUUCCUGUGUCCGUCAACUAUAUCUGUCCGUCGGGAAACUCAAACUCAAAUAACAAUAGUUCCUAUUGUUACUGUCGUGUAUACAGCGAUGAGCUCUCUCGGAUUUCCGACUUACGUUCUCACUUUCAUUUUACUGUAUCAAUCCAUGGAAGAAACAUUUAUUCAUCAUGAUGAAACAAGCAAGUUAUACAGCAGCUUUUAAAAGAAAAGUCACAUCUGUUUUGUUUUCUCCUGGAUUCUGGUAAGUUGAAGUUAUCAGAUCAUAUUAUUACAGUACAUAUUGUCAGUUUACGCUAAUUUUUUAAACUACCAAUGUGCUAUGCUAUGUGCUGUGUUUCACCAGUCAGUAAAAUGACAUUUCUCUAUCUGUACACGAGCUCUGUUUUCUUGUAUUCUUCUAUUUAUUGGUGCUAAAAUUAGGGUGCGCGUUAUACACGGGUACAAUAAUUUCCCCUAGAUUUUACAAGUAAAUUUGGGGUGCGCGUUAUACACGGGUGCGCCUUAUAUUCGGGAAAUUAUGGUAAAAACCGUGGCUCACUUCAGACAGCAAGCAAACAACAAGAACAGGGAUUGCAUAAAAGAGUUUAUUGAACACAUAAAAAAACACGCGAUCGCAAAAAGGGAGACACAAAAAGGGUCCAUGACAGGAGAUGGGGAAUAAUUAAAAAAAAAAAAAAAAAAUUUUUAACUGAGGGAAACUGCGGUGAGAGUUAGACAAACGAAGAAAAAAAACAAGCCAAUGAUGCAACUAGCAACGAAGGGAUAUACAAACUGUGAAACGGUACAGGGUUUCCCCUACAUAUUAGAUAUUGUGGCGCACCGCCACAACAAAAUAAUAGCCGCCACGCCGUGCAAAAUUUAAAAACUUUUUAAAAAAAAAUUUUUUUAAGGCCAUUUCAAACUAAUGGCAGCCUAAGGUGAAGGGUUCAGCGGCAAGCUAUUCAUUGUGUAUUGUAAUGUCUGUAACUAUGGGGCCACCAUAAGAAGUGACGAUCAGGCGGGGAGCUGUGACGUAGAAGCGAGGAGGAGAUAGCGGUCGCAUGUCGCGGAAGCCCGCCGUUAUUUUGCUAUUCCUUUAUUAGUGUUGCCACAAUAAAGUGGCUAAGACAAUACAGACUCCUGUCCUUCUUCCCCCCAUCCGGGGCAUUACUGUAUUUUGUAUUAGACUUUUCGGCGAAAGGGAGCAGUGGACGGCCGUCUUGGACGGAAAGGCAAGUUUCAAUGAAUUUGUGCCGAGCGGCGGGUCAGUGUGUCGCCACGCUAACAUGUCAACAACGCAUUCAAUAGCAGAAAAUGCAGGGCUGUUACAGCGGAUGGAUAUGUGCAAUCGCGGCCGACGAACCCUUGAUAAAUGCGCUUUUUCUCCCCCAAGUUUCGCGAGCUCUGGAACACUCGUAAAAUGUAUCUUAUACCUCUCCUUGCUAAGCUAAAUUGUACCUUGAUGUGCGUUUGUGUGGAAAAGUAGUUCACGAACAACGACAACAAGAAAAAAAACUAUUCACCUUCUCACCGAAACUAGUAAAACUCUUUACACGGCAAUUAGAAUUUCCCCGUACACCUUGAAAUGGCUCCAUUACGAGGAAGUAGGUUUGGUUUCAAUUUGGGCUGUCAAAAAUAUCGCGUUAACGGGCAGUAAUUAAAUUUUUAAAUUAAUCACGUUAAAAUAUUUGACGCAAUUAACGCACAUGCCCCGCUCAAACAGAUUAAAAUGACAGUACGGUGUAAUGUCCGCUUGUUACUUGCUUUUUGGUGUUUGGCGCCCUCUGCUGGCGCUUGGGUCCAACUGAUUUUAUGGGUUAGUACCAUGAGGGAGCAUGCUGUAAUUAUUGACAUCAACAAUGGCGAGCUACUAGUUUAUUUUUUGAUGGAAAUGUUUCCAAAUUUUAAUAAAACAAAAACAUUAAGAGGGGUUUUAAUAUUAAAUUUCAAUAACUUGUACUAACAUUUAUCUUUUAAGAACUACAAGUUAUUCUAUCCAUGGAUCGCUUUAAGAGAAUGUUAAUAAUGUUAAUGCCAUCUUUUUGAUUUAUUGUUAUACUAAAUAAAUACACUACUUAUGUACCGUAUAUUGAAUGUAUAUAUCCGUCUUGUGUCUUAUCUUUCCAUUCUAACAAUACAGAAAAAUGGCAUAUUUUAUAGAUGGUUUGAAUUGCGAUUAAUUACGAUUAAUUAAUUUUUAAGCUGUAAUUAACUCGAAUAAAAAUUGUAAUCGUUUGACAGUCCUAGUUUCAAUAUUGGUGGAGACGCUAUAACAGCAUAACCUGCAUGUUCACUUUUUGCUGGGAACAGGACAUUAAUAAAACCAAACUGAUUAGGUGAAAGGGGAUCAGGGCUUAAUUUCUCACCAAUAUGAACCUAAUUAAAGGGGAAAUGUGAACUAAGGUUGGCCAACCAUGUUUUUGAAUAAUAUCAAUGGCUAAACAAUUAUAAGCAUAUUUUCAUUAUUUUUUUUAACGCAACACAGAUUGUUUGUUUAACUCAUAGCAACGCCCCUGACAACGAAAAUGCUUUUCUUCGGCAAAUCUUCGGAAAUUACGUCACACCGGGAAGUGCGAGGGACGUCCGCCAUAGAACAGUAUUGUUUGUUGCAUUGCUUCUAGGUAAGAUGCCACGGCGGUGUGUGGCGAUGUUUUGUUCUCACUCAAACGAAAAGUUGUAUGAGUGGCCAAAGGAUAGCAGGGCACGUAAAUGGACAUCUUUCGUUCGCACGAAGCGAAUGAAUUUCACGCCAUCAUCGAGUAGUGUUCUCUGCUGCAAACACGUCGAAGAUGCCUGCUUCUUUAACCGGUCUGCUUAUGAUCAAGGAUUUGCCAAAAAGUAAGUGUGAUUUUUGGAUAGAUGACUGAUGACUUUGUCAAAGCAGAGCUGCCAACUGUUGUGGAAUGUACAGUAGAAGCUGGCGACGUUAGCCGAAAGCCAACUCGUGGCAAUAGUCGUGGCAUAGUUGUUGUUGUGUUCGCUAGUGUUACGUCCCAAGGACGGCUCGCGAAGGGCGUAACAUAAAACGAGCCACACAAUUUCACAAGUGGCACAAAAUUUACACAACAAACUCGCAAUGAAUCUGGUAAAUGGUGUUAGACUUAUCUAGCGCUUUUCCACCUUUCAAGGCAAUAUGUACAAAAUUUAGAUGAAGUGCGGCUUCAGGGUAAGCCCAGGCCAAAACAAAAGGAAUCUACACUUGUACCCCAACUGCUAACUAAACCCUGAUGAUGAAAAAGAACGAAGAAAAGACAGCCACAAACCUAGCUUCUUACGCUAAAAAAACAGGAGAAAACGGGUUGAACAGAAAUGGCGACGUACCCCUUCUUGCUUCAGUGCUCUUAUUUACAGUGGUGAACAAAA
Molecule: messenger RNA, 7392 nt
Organism: Corythoichthys intestinalis (scribbled pipefish)
Lineage: Eukaryota; Metazoa; Chordata; Actinopteri; Syngnathiformes; Syngnathidae
Product: gastrula zinc finger protein XlCGF17.1-like
Exons: 2
Coding region: 251-1405 (384 amino acids)
Biological process (GO): regulation of transcription by RNA polymerase II
Molecular function (GO): DNA-binding transcription factor activity, RNA polymerase II-specific; RNA polymerase II cis-regulatory region sequence-specific DNA binding
Source: RefSeq, a predicted model, not a curated record